Molecule: messenger RNA, 2111 nt
Organism: Ciona intestinalis (vase tunicate)
Lineage: Eukaryota; Metazoa; Chordata; Ascidiacea; Phlebobranchia; Cionidae
Source: RefSeq, a predicted model, not a curated record
UUAUAGGUAUAUUUUCUGUUUUCCAUUCAAUAAAAACAACUGCGUGAAUAAUAAUUUGCGAAGGUAACAACAUUCAGAGCAUUUUCCACCCCAGAAACUACGCAACAAGCACACGUCACGUAAUUUAGCAACAGCUGGAACUAAGUUAUAUAAAGAUUUGGGAAAUUCCCUUGCAUUGUCAACAAAACAAAGAUUUCGCAGAAGGAACUGACAACAAAAAUUUUCGAUGGGUUAGCGUCAAGUUAUGAAAUGUUUCUGCUUAAAAUUUCAGUCGUGUUGGUGUACCUGAUACUCGUGUUUUCAGUUUACCAUCUAAUCAACAUUUUCACAUUAAACAACUCGGAAAUCGUUGGUUUGAUUAAUGCUGUGAGUUCAAGUCUUAAACAAAUACGAUCCUUGAUUGCUGAUGGAAAACUUAGCGCAAACACCAAUGGAUUGGCCAACUUGGAUAUGAAAAUUGAGUCGCUGGCCUCUCAGAAAAAAACGUCAAAACAAACUGUGACAGGAGACUGUUAUUCCUUCAAUAAGAACGACCAACAAGAUUUAUUCGAUGCAAUUCAAACUUCAGAUGAUGUUUUGUUGAUUCAGGAAGGUGUCGACUUGUCAACGCCAGAGCUGUUGUUCAGUUGUCACCAACUGCAAGGACAUCACAAUUGUGUCUACAGAUGGUCAAGAUGUGAUAUUGAAAUAGAUUGGAAGUCAAAAUUGCGAAGAAAUAAGUCUCCUACAUACUUCCCUUUCAUGAUGAAACAAGGCCCAUGUUUUAAUAAACAAACAGUCAGCUGUGCUGUGGGGAAAAUCAACAAAAAUAAGGAUUUCUGUUUAAAACGUCGUGUCUCUUGCAGUUUAGCAUCACUUGGUAAUGUCCAAGACGGAAUUGGUAGAAAACUUGCCAUUAUUCUCCCAUCUUCUUUCAAAUUUUCUGACCACAAGGGGAAAAACGAGAAUUCAAAAGCCAUAAAUUUAGAUGUGAACUUGCUUUUCAACUGGAGCGUGUAUAUUUGUAGUUUUCUUGGGUGCUUGUCGUUCUUCACAACGCAAAGUAGCUUUCUAAGUCGGGUUAUAGCAGCGUUUCAAUCCCUAAUUACUUACAAUUUUUUCGUACUCGGUACAUGGUUGCUACAGUCUGGCUAUAAAAUUAAUUGUAUUCAGUUUGUGGCCAAUUCUAUGCUCUUCCAAUUGCGAAAACUUCUCACAAAGGAUGUUAUCGCGCACCUACAUGAGAAUUGGAUGGUUUUAGUUUUCGGAUUUUUUGUGUUUUUUACUCUGGUAGUAGAUGUGUUAAAAAGGGCAAAUAUUCUCGGGAGAGAGCAAGAAAUUGAAACCACGCUUAGUGAGAUAUUGCUAAACAACAAUCGAUGGCAUUCAAAUGACGGAGACAUUUCUCAGCGUUGGGUGCAAAGACUAGCAACUCCUAGUUUAUGGCUCCAACCCCUGGUGCCUAUGGAUUACAUAAGUGAACUUCCAGUGUGGAGGUAUACUGGGCGGUGUGUGGCCAGUUCUGAUGAUUCUGACGCUGAUCACUGCUCUAAGGAGUUCCCCAGGUCUAGCAAAAGUUGGUACCAGCGUCAACUAAGAUCUGCAACUUGUUCAAAACAAGGUUCGAGCUGUAUAGCCAGAAGUGUAAUCAGAUCCAUUCGUUCAUGUUUAAGAAGCAGAAGUCCUGCUAUGCGACGAAUAAACAACGCUCCCGACGGUAUGAGAGAAGAAACAAGCUGUAGCAUUUGUUUGGAUAACUACAAACAACAUGACCAUGUAUGUGGAUUGCCUUGUGGACACGUUUUUCAUCAUUCUUGUAUUUUGUCAUGGCUCCACAGUGAUCAACACUGUUGUCCAAUAUGCAGAUGGCCGGCUUACCAAGUCAAGUCCCCAGAACAACCAAUUUAAUCUAACCUUUACUUUGUCCUGUAUUUACUGUUCUAUCCAUUUCCUGUAGUUAAAAAGAAAUCUUUUCUAAUAAAUACUGUUUAUUUGCACCGUAUAACAACACUAGCACUUCUAGUAACAAUAAAUUUCCCGCUUUAUUCAGAACAAUAAAAAGUUAACUGCAUCUUAAAUAAUUAAUGAAAAAAUGUUUUUUGUUUUAAGAAAUAAAUUCUACAUUGUGUUGG